Molecule: messenger RNA, 1734 nt
Organism: Echinops telfairi (small Madagascar hedgehog)
Lineage: Eukaryota; Metazoa; Chordata; Mammalia; Afrosoricida; Tenrecidae
Gene: TIMM44
Product: translocase of inner mitochondrial membrane 44
Exons: 13
Coding region: 19-1386 (455 amino acids)
Biological process (GO): protein import into mitochondrial matrix
Cellular component (GO): mitochondrial inner membrane
Molecular function (GO): protein-folding chaperone binding
Source: RefSeq, a predicted model, not a curated record
CACACGGGUUCGUCCAACAUGGCGGCCGCGGCGCUGCGGGGAGGCUGGUGCCGGUGCCCGCGGAGAUGCCUAGGAAAUGGAGUCCAGUUUCUUCCCAGCCACAACCUAGUGCCCCUGCCUCACGGAUCCAGCUAUCAGAUCCGCCGGCCAGGUGGAGCGCUGGCCCUGUCCAAAUCCUAUUCUUCUGGCAACAGAAAGGGCUUCCUGUCUGGCUUGAUGGAUAACAUCAAACAGGAGUUAGCCAAAAACAAAGAAAUGAAAGAAAGUAUUAAAAAAUUCCGUGACGAGGCCAAGAAGCUGGAAGAGUCAGAUGCGCUCCAGGAAGCCCGAAGGAAAUACAAAACCAUCGAAUCCGAGACGGUCCGGACCAGCGAGGUGCUCAGGAAGAAGCUGGGCGAGAUCACGGGCACAGUGAAGGAGAGUCUCGAUGAGGUCAGUAAGAGCGACUUGGGCCGGAAGAUCAAGGAGGGUGUGGAAGAAGCUGCCAAGACGGCCAAGCAGUCGGCUGAGUCAGUGUCCAAGGGCGGCGAGAAGCUGGGCCAGACCGCAGCCUUCAAGGCUCUCUCACAGGGCGUGGAGUCUGUGAGGAAGGAGCUGGACGAAAGCGGCCUCGGCCAGACGGGGUCCUACCGGCGGCCUGAGCGGCUCCGGAAAAGGACGGAGUUCGCGGGGGAGAAGCUCAAGGCAGAGAAGGUGUUUGAGCCCAAUGAGGAGGCCCUGGGUGUGGUGCUGCACAAAGACUCCAAGUGGUACCAGCAGUGGAGGGACUUCAAGGACAACAACGUGGUCUUUAACCGCUUCUUUGAGAUGAAGAUGAAAUACGAUGAGAGUGACAACGCAUUCAUCCGUGCGUCCCGAGUGCUCACCGACAAAGUCACAGACCUGCUGGGGGGCCUCUUCUCGAAGACAGAGAUGUCCGAGGUUCUCACAGAGAUUCUGCGAGUGGACCCCACCUUUGACAAGGACCGCUUCCUGCAGCAGUGUGAGGCCGACAUCAUCCCCAAUGUGCUGGAGGCCAUGAUCUGCGGAGAGCUGGACAUCCUCAGAGAUUGGUGCUACGAGGCCACCUACAGCCAGAUGGCUCACCCGAUCCAGCAGGCCAAGGCGCUGGGCCUCCAGUUCCACUCCCGCAUCCUGGACAUCGACAAUAUUGACCUGGCCAUGGGCAAGAUGAUGGAGCAGGGACCCGUGCUGAUCAUCACCUUCCAGGCCCAGCUGGUGAUGGUGGUCAAGAACACCAAGGGCGAGGUGGUUGAGGGCGACCCGGACAAGGUGCUGCGCAUGCUCUACGUGUGGGCGCUCUGCCGGGACCAGGAUGAGCUGAAUCCCUACGCCGCGUGGCGGCUGCUCGAUAUCUCGGCCUCCAGCUCGGAGCAGAUCCUUUGAGUGGCGCUGCACUGCCUGCGCACCGCAGACAGACGGGAGGACGGGCGUCCGCCUGGGGCCUCUGCAAAUACCCCGGCCCGGCCCGGCAGAGCCAGCAGCGAGGGCAGGGCCAGACGAGGAGGGCGACUGCGGGCCAACACCCUCCCCACAGCGCCAGCCCCCCGGCUCCAUUGAAAGCAGGCCGGAGAGGGGUGGUGGCCUGGACAGGGCCGAGACUGACCUGGGGCAGGGAGCCCCUUGGAAGCACGGUGGUGAGGCCCAGACCCUGCCAGGCAGCGGCUGACUGCCACGAGCUUUUCUUUGAACAGUGCCCUUCCUUGUAUGUGCGUCUGAGAGUUUUGGAAAUAA